CUUCUUCUUCUCUUUUACCUAUUAACUAUAUAAUUAAUUCUUUAACUAUGUGUUCCUUAUUUAGUUACAAAUUUAAAUUAAAUCGGGCUAUUGAAAAAGUAUUUACGUAAAACACAAUUCUCGAGAAAAAAUGAUCCUUCGACUGCGAUCAAAAGAACUUCCUGUGUGAAAAUAAAUUAUGAUACUCAAAAUUGUGAUACUGUGUUGGGUGAUAAUUUGUUUAACAACGAUGUUGAUCUACACUGAACAUUUUUACAUAAACAUAUUUAAAACCAAGGAUUUUACGGAAGAAAAUUACGACACCCAAUCAUUUUUAGAAAGAUUGAUCUAUCUAGAAAGACAAGAACACGUGUCAGUAAUGUGCCGUUCGUUCAAGUUACCAAAAGAUGACGAUGACUACCGGCAAGCCAUCAACGAUACCGUUCUCUUGGACCACAUUCUGGUCGACAAUCGACAUAAGCUGCUCUAUUGUUACGUACCAAAGGUGGCGUGCACCAACUGGAAACGGGUGUUCAUGGUGCUGUCGGGGAACGCGCAGCCAGGCGCGCCGGACCUGUCACAGAUCCCGGCGGACGUGGUGCACAAACCCAGCACGCUGGACAGGCUGAGCGACUAUCCGGCGGCCCGGGCGGCCGACAUGCUGGCCACGUACACCAAGUUCCUGUUCGUCCGGCACCCGUUCGAGCGACUGCUGUCCGCAUACCGGAACAAGCUUGAGCAGCGGCACCAAGACAGUUCGCGGUACUUUCAGUCGCGGUUCGGGCGGCGCAUCGUACGGCGGUACCGAGUCAACGCCACUGAGCAGUCGCUGCGGGACGGCGACGACGUGACGUUCGCCGAGUUCGCCGCGUUCGUGGCCGACACCCGCGACACGGUGUUCAACGAGCAUUGGGCGCCCAUCGACAGGCUGUGCCGGCCGUGCGCCGUCAACUACGACUUUAUCGGCAAACACGAGUCGCUGUUCGAGGACUCGGACUACCUUCUCCGGCACGUUGUGGGUGCGACCGACGUCCGGUUUCCGAAGGGUCCCGACUCCAACACGUCCACGCAGCUGGUCAAAUACUUCACAUCGCUGGACCACGACACCGUUCUCCGGCUGUACAGCACGUUUGAGCUCGACUUCAAGCUGUUCAACUAUAAUUUGCAAAACAUCUUUGGCUACGAAGUGGGCUAAGGGCAGACACUGUGUAUUAUAGGCUAUCCGACAAACACGCUGCAACUGACGCACGUGUAUAUUAUAUACCUAUACCCACUACAUUAAAGUGCAGUAAGCGUUGCACACGACCACAAAGUGCAGGUGCCGCAGCACUGAUGAUGUGUGUAAUAUCGAGUAUAUAUUAUCAUCAUAAAUAUAUAUUUGUUUUAAUUAUUAUUAUUAUAUAUUUAUAUAUUAUUAUCUGUACAUGUAUACACAUGCAAUCGCGAAAAUACUUGCCUGAGGAUUUUCUAUAUCCCUUUAUGUGGUGUAUCUUAKAAGUUUACCUAUCCUGUAUAAUAUGUUAUGUACAUAUGUAUAAAAAAAUAACAAUUUAAUAAAUUAUAACUAUUUAUUGCUAUACACGUUUUUGACCGAUUAAAAAUUUUAAAAUUUUAAAAAACGAGGUCAACAAUUUUGACUACGGGUUGAUACGCAGGUAUUAAAGUAACAGAUAUUAUUCUAAGAAAUUACCAAGGGAAAUAUCAGCUAAAUUCUUCUAUGAAUAUAAAUAAUAACUAUCACGAACUUUUUUUUUAAAGUAACUUCUCAGAAUAGUCUAUAAAUAUGGAUGUGUUUCAUACACAUAACUUUUUUAGCGGAGAAUAUUUUAAGAUUUUCUUAAGAAUAUUCAUAAAUUUUGCCACGACAGUUGUAUGAUGCGUUCGAGUGCCCGUGUCUCUAUACUCGUAUAAUUUGCAAUUGAUUUCAUUGUAUCGUCUCUUGCUAAUCCGAUUGGGUAAUAUUAUAUAAAUAGCUAUCCGUUCAAUGCUUUUUAAAAUGUUCUUCCAUAUUUGCUAAGUAUGCAUUAAUACAAAUAUUAUUGUUUGUAUAUGCAUUCUAUCAAUACAAUUAAUAUUAUUUAAAAUAUAAUGAUUUUAUACAAUUAUGCAUAUAUAUCUAAACACCUAGUACAAUAAUGCGUUUAAGUAUAUUAUUAAUUUUAAUUUCAAGAUAAAAUAUUCUGUUGCCCUAGUUGAUAUGACAAUACCUGUUAUAAUAUAUACAGGUUGAAUCACACUGUAUAUUGUAAUUCUUAAUUAUUAGUGUAAACGUGUUGACGCGUGAAGUGUAAAUAUUAGCAGCAACCGGAUAAAUUAUAAUAUAGUAUACCUAUACCUACUCUCAAAUUAUACCAACACGCAUUUUGUGUACCUGUUUGUGUCUAUUUUGUCUAUACUACGAUACUAUAAGCGAAAAGCGACCUKUKWUAUAUUAUGUAGGUGCAUUUGAAUCUGUUGUUAAUUUACAAAAUAUGUACUAUACGUUUAUACCUAUUUAUUAUUUAAAUGAAUCAUACGAUUUUUACAACACAGUGUAUUUUUAAUUUUAAUAUACUAUAAAUAAUACGAUUAAUUUAUAUUGUUAUUAAUUGUAACA
Diuraphis noxia (Russian wheat aphid) is the source of this 2575-nucleotide messenger RNA. Its product is annotated as carbohydrate sulfotransferase 11-like. Lineage: Eukaryota; Metazoa; Arthropoda; Insecta; Hemiptera; Aphididae. Gene Ontology annotation, cellular component: membrane. The record is from RefSeq and is a predicted model, not a curated record. Gene Ontology annotation, biological process: carbohydrate biosynthetic process. Gene Ontology annotation, molecular function: sulfotransferase activity.